Branchiostoma belcheri (Belcher's lancelet) is the source of this 1690-nucleotide messenger RNA. Its product is annotated as multifunctional methyltransferase subunit TRM112-like protein. Gene Ontology annotation, biological process: peptidyl-glutamine methylation; tRNA methylation; rRNA (guanine-N7)-methylation. The record is from RefSeq and is a predicted model, not a curated record. The transcript is spliced from 5 exons. Lineage: Eukaryota; Metazoa; Chordata; Leptocardii; Amphioxiformes; Branchiostomatidae. Gene Ontology annotation, molecular function: protein heterodimerization activity. Bases 11 to 502 code for a protein of 163 amino acids.
UGAGUCAGCCAUGAUUGCCUUGGUUCCGGGGCUACUCCCGACAUGCACCGCGAAACAACCGCAGGUGAAAGGUUGUACUUCCGGGUCGAGAAAAAACGUGGGUUGCAUGUUUUUGUCGCUCAGAACAACAAUGAGACUCCUGACACACAACAUGUUAACUUCCCAUGUGAAAGGGGUCACUAAUGGCUACCCUCUCAAGUUGCAGGCAGAAAAUAUCAAGGUAAUGUCUGUGGACUUUAACCCCGAGUUUGUGGCGAGAAUGAUCCCCAAACUGGAGUGGCAGGCGCUGGUCCAAGCAGCAGAGAGCAUUGGACAUCUUGGAGACUUACCACGGGAGUUGGUGCCAGAGUAUGAAUCAAAUGAGGAGUUUCUGAAGAUGGCACAUCAUGUCUUAAUGGAGGUGGAGGUUAUAGAGGGGAACCUGGAGUGUCCAGAGACUGGCAGGAAAUUCCCCAUCAAGAACGGCAUUCCCAACAUGUUACUGAAUGAGGAUGAAGUAUGAAGUCUAGCCGUGUAACUUUUGUAUUCUAGAGACCUUCUAUAAAUAAUUUCAUCUGCUUGGUGGAUGAGUGAACAGCAAAUUUCUUUAUUCACUUGUUUAACAAGAGCUGACAUUUCGAUGACCAUCUGUCAUCUUCGUCAGGGCAGUGAUGAAGAUGACAGACGGUUAUUGAAAGUUGAAAUGCCAGCUCUUGUUAAAGAAGUGGUUGUGAAUAAAGAACUUUGCUGUUCUAUCCUCUAGAGACUUUUAUAUAAGUGUACAAAUGUGUUGAAUAGAGCCAAAAAAUCCUUGUACCAGACAAUGUAUUUUGUACAUGGCAUUGAUUGUAUGCUAUUCAAGUAUGUUUACAUGGCAGGUGGUCAUACAUGACAACACCAUUGUAAGAGGUGGUUGUUAGGUAGGUUCUUGAAACAUUUUAGAAACACCUCAGAACCCAAGGUUUGAUAUUAUUAAUGUUCUUUGAUUCGAAUACUUGAGUUGCAAUCAAAUAUGUCAAACAAGGACCGUGACUUGAAAGUGGCAUGUAUGGAGUAAAAGAAACUUGGCUUUGAAAGAAUUAAGGAAGAAUUGGUACCUGUAGAUAAUGUGUAGCUCAACUUUAGCAGAUUGAUACCUUGUUUUUAGAGAGAGAUCCUUUUGUAAUGUGAUAGGAACAAUGGCUGCUUGUAACUGUGUCACCAGCUACUGUUGGCAGUUUUUUUUGUUUAACACUGUGCAAUGGAGCCGUGUGCAGAGCCAACAUUUCCUAAUACUAGUACAAUCAAUGUACAAAUAGUCAUGUAGUAGGAGACUAUAAAUGAAGGACAAUGAUGGUAUUGUUCAAGGGAUUAUAUUUGUGCAGCAUUUCACCAUCAGUGCUGUGUUACUGAUCUAUAGACAUUAUGCACUUGUUAAUGUAAGCCUUGUGUGGGUGUAAGUUCAUCAUAUUCUUCAUAUUAACAUAUCCUUCGUGUUUGGCAGUAGCAAAUGUUCAUCUCCAAGUGCCAAAGUAACCCUUCGGAGAUAUUGUACUACCAGUAACAAUCCCGAAAAAGGGGAAGAGAACUAGUAAAUUAAAGUUAUAAAUUUAAUUACUUGUAUGCAAUGUGUGCCUUUAUCCCUCUGGCUUUACAUUGGCAAGUGCACAAUUUAGAUACCAAUCAGUUAUCUGUUGUUUUUGACAAUUAAAUUCUGUACAGUCUAACACAG